CUUCCGUUGGCGUGACUGGAGCCGCCCUGCCAACCCGCUUCUCUACACCGAUUGGUUCUUCUCUAAGAGUACAGGAUAAGAGGGGGGGAAAGUGAGAAACGCGACAGGAUUGACACGCGACGGCCGCCGUAGCGGAAAUAGGUGGACUGCGCGUGCGCGAAGCGAUGUGUGGACGGCUGUUUGAGAUCGCAUUUGGUGUUGCAAGAAGGGAGGAGGAAGUCAUCCGUCUUUCGCAGGGGAAAGACGCUUAGUGGCUUCUGUCCGCCGCCCUUCAGUAAUGCUGAGCCUUUAAACCACUAAGUUUGGUUGUUAGGAAGCUUGUGACUAUGAGGAUUAACCAAAAUACUGUAUUGCAGGGGAAGAGAGUGACUUUGGUACCGUACACUUCUGCUCAUGUACCAAGAUACCAUGAGUGGAUGAAAUCAGAAGAGCUACAACGCCUGACUGCAUCUGAGCCACUAAGCCUGGAACAGGAAUAUGACAUGCAGCGCAGCUGGCAAGAGGAUACAGACAAAUGCACAUUUAUAAUACUUGAUACAGAGAAGUGGUCCAGGCAGUCAGUCACUGAGGAAGACUGUAUGGUGGGAGAUGUAAAUUUGUUCCUCACAGACUCUGAAGAUCCAACACUGGGAGAGAUUGAAGUCAUGAUUGGAGAGGCCAGCUACCGUGGCAGAGGUUUUGGUAAGGAAGCCACUCAGAUCAUGAUGUCCUAUGGAAUAAUAUCCCUGGGACUUGUCACCUUUGAGGCUAAAAUAGGAUUAGACAACAAAGCCAGUAUCAGCAUGUUCAAAAAGCUUCAUUUUAAGGAGGUGGGCGUAAACAGUGUCUUCCAAGAAGUUACUCUCCGACUAAAGGUGGAUGAACAAGAGAGAGAAUGGUUGCUUGAGCAAACCAGCCAUGUGGAUGAAAAAAAAUACAAUAUCGUAAAACUAGAGAAUCAGGCUUGUGAUUGCUGAUAGCAUUUCUGGAUGCAUGGGCUUCCUAACUCUCCCUAGGCCGGAUUUCAAAGCAUCAGUGACAUUUGAAAACGCUAUGAAACUGUACUGGAUCAGAAUUCAAGUUCUCCUGCUACCCUCCAUACCCCCAACAUCCAGUUUCAUUGCAAUGAACCAUUUCUUAUUUAUUUAUUUAUUCUAUUAUUUGUAUCCCGCCCUUCCCAUAAAAAUGGCUCAGGGCGGCUCACAGCAAACAAUAAAACAGUUUAAAUUAUUAUUAUAUUUUAUUAUAUAUAUAAACCUUUAAAAGUUUAAAAAACAUAAAAAGCAUUUUUAAAAGCAUUUAAAAAACAUAAAAACCUUAACAUCUUAACAUCAAAUCUAUACAGUAUCUAUACAGUAUCUUAACAUCAAGUCUAUACAGAAGUCUAAUAAGCUGCAUUUAUUUCCAGUCAGGUGUAAGCUAGCCGGAAGAGGGUUGUCUUGCAGGCCCUGCGGAACUGAGCAAGGUCCCGCAGGGCCCUCACCUCUUCCGGCAGCUGGUUCCACCAUGUAGGGGCCAUUAUGGAAAAGGCGCUGUCUCGGGUUGUCUUAAGACGAACUUCCUUAGGCCCGGGGAUGGUGAGAAGGUUUUGAGUCCCAGACCUCAGUACUCUCUGGGGAACAUGUGGGGAGAGACGGUCUUAGUUGGGAAAAAAAUCCUUCAUAAUUAAAACUGAGGACAUUCAACAAUUGUUUACAGUGCAGACACCAUUUUACAUUGUUUUUUGUGACUCUCUUAGGCCUAAAUUCUCCUGUCCUGCAUAAAGACUAUGCUUAAAGUACAUCAGUGUGUCUUUGUAUGCACACCAAAACAAAAAAAAAAACACCCCACAUCUGAGCCAUUUUUUCAUUUCAAGAGUCAAUAAAUAGUUCUGAAAACAGAAGCUUUUUUUGGGGGGGGUGUUGCUUUAUAUUUGCAGCUCUCCAGCAGUGAUGCUUCAGUGAACUCCUGAGGAACAAAAUGGGAGACAAAGAAAGCACAGAGGACUCAGACAGUGGGUUGGAACCAGUGGAGGGUUUCGUGUCAGAGGACUGGAUUUUUGACAGUUCUCUCUCUAUGGUAGACCUUUCAGUUCUGUUCAGCAGGAAGGGAUGUCCCCUCAGGAACAGCAUUUCAGAACCAUUGGGGACUACAGCAAGAGCAGGGAGGCAAAACAGUUGUGCUCCAUUGAUAGAAAUGUUCCAUCAGUGGAAAUCUUCAGUGGAUCAAAGCCAGGGAAUGUAGGCAGGAGGGGCCGAAAUCUUCAGGUGUUCCCUGUCUUUACCAAAGGCCUGGAGGAACAACUUUGUUUUACAGGCCCUGUGAAAUUGCAUUAAAUCCCACAGGGCCCUGAAGUGAGAGCAUGUUCCACCAGGUCGAGGCCAGGGCAGAGAACGCCCUGCUGGGCGAAGCUAAACGGAAAUGGCUAUAACUAUAUAGCCUAGGCUCAAUGCUGUGUGUAAAUUUUACAAUAAAGGAAUUAAAUAUUAA
Molecule: messenger RNA, 2448 nt
Organism: Heteronotia binoei (common prickly gecko)
Lineage: Eukaryota; Metazoa; Chordata; Lepidosauria; Squamata; Gekkonidae
Gene: NAT9
Product: N-acetyltransferase 9 (putative)
Exons: 7
Coding region: 327-956 (209 amino acids)
Biological process (GO): protein acetylation
Molecular function (GO): N-acetyltransferase activity
Source: RefSeq, a predicted model, not a curated record